AUGGCAACAAUGCGUGCAAGACACAAAAUCCGAGCUCCCCGUCGGGGGCUCGUGUCUUCCCAAGCAGACAGCUAUGACUCAGUCUGGGCUGCCAUCUCAGCCUCUUUGACAGAAAUCCACACGAAGAACGCCUCAGCCCUUUCCUACGAGGAACUCUAUCGAAGUGCAUACAAAAUUGUUUUAAUGCAGCGGGGUCAAGAUCUGUACAAUCAUGUGAAGGAACAUGAGCAAAGUUGGCUCCAUGGAACAGUUCAAAGAACCGUCACAGACUCCAUUUCAACAAUUCUGGUGUACGCAAAUGCCCCCGAAUUAGAUCAGUCCAACGAGCGGCGGGCUGCGGGGGAGAAGUUUCUCGCUGUGCUGAAAGAGGCAUGGGAGGAUCAUCAGCUCUGCAUGGGCAUGAUCACUGAUGUUUUGAUGUAUAUGGAUCGGAUCAUCGCCUUGGAUCACGACAAGCCAUCCAUCUACGUGAUCUCCAUGGCACUAUUCAAAGAUAAUAUCUUGAAUGUAACCGUUCGUCCAGACAGUGACUUGACUGUUAUGGAUGUAUUGAAGUCGACCAUUCUUUUUAUGGUUCAGCUGGAGCGGGCAGAUCAUAUGAUUGAACGUCCGCUAGUUCGACACUGCAUUCAAAUGCUGGAGGGUCUUUAUGAAACAGUCAAGGAGGAAGAGCAUUCCAAGCUCUACUUGACAAUAUUUGAGUCUGCUUUCUUGGAAGCAAGCGCGGAUUUCUACAAAGUUGAGGGGCGUCGGCUACUGGAAACUGGAGACGCGGCAAAUUUCUGCCGGGUUGUCACUAAGCGGAUUGAAGAAGAACAUGAGCGGGCUCGAACCACACUCUCCAUGCUGACGGAACCAAAAAUCCUCUCUCUUCUCGAUAACGAACUCAUUCUCAACAACAUCGAUGAAGUCGUGAAUUUAGAAGGCACCGGUGUCCGACAUAUGCUUGACCAGAACCAAAUGGAAGCUCUGAAGCACAUCUAUAUGCUGAAUGCACGAGUGGAUAAGCAGAAGAUUGCGCUGACCAAAUCGAUCAGUAAACGAAUUCUGGAGCUCGGUAGAGAGAUCAAUGCUGCAUCUAUUGUACUUUCGGGCGCAAGCACAGUUCAACCCGAGAGAGACACCGCCAAAAGCAAGAAGGGCAAGGAAAAAGACCGACCAGCCAACCAGCAAACUGUCUUGGCCAUUCAGUGGGUCGAUAGUAUCCUGGCUCUCAAGCAGCAGUUCGACAAUGUUUGGGAAACCGCGUUCCUGCUUGAUCAAGGCCUUCAAAGUUCUAUAAUGGCCAGCUUUUCUGAGUUUAUUAAUCUGAACUCCCGAAGCUCUGAGUACCUUUCGCUUUUCUUUGACGAGAACCUCAAGAAGGGUAUCAAGGGCAAGACUGAGGGCGAGGUUGAUUCCUUGUUAGAUAAUGGCAUUGUCAUGCUGCGAUACAUCAAAGACAAGGAUCUAUUUGAGACAUAUUACAAGAAGCAUCUGUCACGCCGACUUCUCAUGAAGCGGUCUGCCAGCAUGGAUGCCGAGCGACAAAUGAUCUCAAAGAUGAAGCUUGAAGUCGGGAAUCAAUUCACACAGCGCAUUGAAGCCAUGUUCAAGGAUAUGACCGUGUCCGAGGACCUGACUACAAGCUACAAGAAUCAUGCCGCCAAACACGCUGAUUCCGACAUUAAGCCUGUGGACUUGGAAAUCAAUGUGCUCACCAGCACUAUGUGGCCCAUGGAUAUCAUGCUCGCCUCUAAAGAAGGGACCAGGCAAGCAGGCUGUGUUUUCCCUAGAGAACUUGAAGGUCUCAAGCAAAGCUUCGAGAGAUUCUAUCUUGAUAAACAUAGCGGCCGCAAGCUCUCCUGGCAGGCUUCCAUGGGCACAGCCGAUGUGCGGGCAUCCUUUCGUCGCAGCAAUGGGAAGGUUCAGCGCUACGAGCUUAAUGUGUCGACAUAUGCACUGGUCAUUUUGAUGCUGUUUAAUGAUAUCCCAGAUGGAGAAUCACUCACAUAUGAGGAGAUUGUAUCGAGCACUCAAAUCCCCGAAUAUGACCUCGUUCGCAACCUCCAGUCUUUGGCUGUUGCUCCUAAAACACGUGUUCUGUUGAAAACCCCCAUGAGCAAGGAUAUCCAACCCACCGACCGCUUUCUCUUCAACAAUGAAUUCCAAAGCCAAUUCGUCAAGGUUCGCAUCGGUGUUGUUAGUGGUGGAGCCAAUAAGGUUGAAAACACGGAUCAGCGGAAGGAGACCGAGAAGAGGAUCAAUGAAGAGCGCUAUGGCCUUAUCGAGUCUGCCAUUGUGCGCACCAUGAAGCAACGGAAAACCUUGACUCAUACUCAGCUCAUGUCCGAGGUCCUUCCCCAACUGUCUGCGCGCUUUACUCCAGAUGUCAGCAUGAUCAAAAAGCGUAUCGAGAGUCUCAUUGAUCGCGAGUACUUGGAUCGAGUGUCUGAUGAACCGACGACCUACGAUUAUGUUGCCUAG
This is a messenger RNA of Penicillium verhagenii, 2466 nucleotides long. RefSeq names its product cullin family protein. Gene Ontology annotation, molecular function: ubiquitin protein ligase binding. Gene Ontology annotation, cellular component: Cul3-RING ubiquitin ligase complex. Gene Ontology annotation, biological process: ubiquitin-dependent protein catabolic process; protein ubiquitination. The transcript has 4 exons. Lineage: Eukaryota; Fungi; Ascomycota; Eurotiomycetes; Eurotiales; Aspergillaceae. Bases 1 to 2466 code for a protein of 821 amino acids. The record is from RefSeq and is a predicted model, not a curated record.